AUGACAGGUGCAAAAAUUUGUCAGGCUGAAAAGUUUAGGAAGGGUGCUUGUGAAAACCUGGAUUUCAAUAGAUUACCCAUAAUUCUAUUAUGCAACUGUUUUGGUUCAAAGCUGAAUAUUGUUUUUCAAUUUAAAGAUCGACAUAAGAAGAACAAGAAGAAUCAAAACCCAAUAAUUUUUACCUCGAAAGGAAUUAAUGGAGGCAUGGAACCACCUGAGGAACCACCUGCUAUCAAUUUUGCAUUUGUCAGUUCUGUGUUGCUUCCUGAUGGAACACCGAAUGUGCACUUUCGAGUAGCUUGUGGUGGGCAGAAACUUAGGGACAUUAUGUUGGAUUCUUAUAUUGAAUUGUAUGGACCAUAUUCCAGACCUCUGCUAAAUUGUGGGGGAGGAGGAACUUGUGGGACAUGCAUUGUAGAGGUCGUUGAAGGGAAGGAGCUACUAAACCCUCGAACAGACAAAGAGAAGGAAAAACUUAAAAGGAAUCCAAAAAAUUGGAGGCUUGCUUGUCAGACUACGGUUGGAAAACCAGAUUCGAGAGGCUUGGUUUGUAGUCCAUCGUCUUCCAUUUUUAAUGAAUUAUUUGAUUUUAAAACUUUAGUCUAA
Camellia sinensis is the source of this 606-nucleotide messenger RNA. The record is from RefSeq and is a predicted model, not a curated record. NCBI's taxonomy places the organism in Eukaryota, Viridiplantae, Streptophyta, Magnoliopsida, Ericales, Theaceae.